UAGUUAUCUUGUAUCAGUUGAGAUGGCAACGCUGAAUAAUGAUUACGUCCGCAUACCGCGGUUUUACGCGGGCAGAUCAGUGCUUAUUACAGGCGCAACCGGAUUCAUCGGAAAGGUAUUAGUUGAGAGGCUACUGACGACAUGUCCAGAUAUCAAAAAGUUAUGUUUACUCAUGAGGACCAAGAAAGAGAAUCAACCGGAGGAACGCCUGCAGCAACUCAAAGAUUCACCAAUAUUCAGUGACCUUCGCCAUCGAGACCCCAGGCAAAUGGACAAGUUGUGCAUAAUACCAGGAAACAUGUUACAACCUAAGCUCGGUAUUAGCAACAAGUAUUUGGUAGAUUUACAAGAGGUGUCGAUAGUGUUCCACUCUGCAGCAACAGUAAAAUUUAACGAGGACCUACGCAGGGCGAUCGAAAUGAAUGUAUUAUCAGUAAUGAGAUUACUGGCGAUUUGCGACAAUUUACCCAAUAUACAAGCAUUCGUGUACGUCUCUACAGCAUACAGUAAUGCGGAACUACCAGAAAUAGAAGAAAAAGUGUAUUCAUUGUCUACCCCUAUAGAACAACUUUUAGCGUUGGUUAAAGAUAAUACGAUAGAUUCAAAGGAUCUUAUGAAAUAUAUCACUCCGAAGCCCAAUACUUACACUUUCACGAAAGCGAUGGCCGAGUAUGCCGUCCAGCAGCACAGGACCAGACGUUAUCCUGUUGCAAUAUUUAGACCUACAAUAGUAAUAUCAUCACAUCGCAACCCUUUCCCUGGUUGGAUAGAGAAUUUGAAUGGGCCCGUGGGAGUGGUAGCUGCUGUUAGCACCGGUCUACUGCACGUGGUCCGCUGUGAUGGCUCAAAACAAGCCGACUUGCUGCCAGUUGAUAUUGCUGUAGACACUCUCAUUGCUGUCGCUUGGGAAACUGUUAUUUGCAAAUGGACAACUAUCAAAGUAUACAACUGUAGCAUGUCUGAAAACUUAACGACAUGGGCAGAGUUACAGCAAGCCAUAAACUACUACACCAGAGAAUAUCCACAUACUAAUUUGUUUUGGUAUCCUUUUCUAUAUCUCGUGAGGAAUAGGUUCGCGUAUAAAAUACUAGAAUUAUUGCUUCAAACUAUACCACUGUACAUAUUAGAAUAUGCAAUGCGCGUCUUAGGAGUUAAAAAAGAGCAAAACCUAAUAUUAGCGGAUCGAAAGUUCCACCACAUGAAUACAGCAUUAAAAUUCUUUGUAUUGAGAGAAUGGCGUUUUAAAAAUGAAAAUGUCCGGAAUUUACGAAAAAGGUUACAUACAUCCGAUACAAAAUUAUUUAACAUUGAGCCCCGAGCUGUGAAUUGGGAUGAUCACUAUAGACACUUUGUCUGUGGUGUAAGAAAAUACCUGUUGAAACAGAAUGACGACGAUUUGCCUCAAGCAAAACUACGUUUGCGAAGAGCAUACAUCUUGCAUAAUUUCGUCAAUAUAAUCUUCUUGGUAUUAUUUCUCCACGUAUUAUUAGAGAAGAAACAAAGAGAAAAUAUUAAGAAUAAUAUUAUUAUCUUACUAACUGUCUGCAAAGCAUUAAUCGAUCGUUUCGCAAAAUUAUCGCAUACAAUAUUUCGAAGGCUUUAAAAUGUAUUUUUUAUGUUUACAACUAAGUAAAUAAAUGAUGUGGGUGGAUGAACAGAAUACAUUUAUUACAAAAUAAAUAAAUAAUUGCUUCGAAUUAAAUAA
Galleria mellonella (greater wax moth) is the source of this 1705-nucleotide messenger RNA. RefSeq names its product putative fatty acyl-CoA reductase CG5065. NCBI's taxonomy places the organism in Eukaryota, Metazoa, Arthropoda, Insecta, Lepidoptera, Pyralidae. The coding region runs from base 23 to 1603 and encodes 526 amino acids. Gene Ontology annotation, biological process: long-chain fatty-acyl-CoA metabolic process. Gene Ontology annotation, molecular function: alcohol-forming very long-chain fatty acyl-CoA reductase (NADP+) activity. The transcript has 12 exons. Gene Ontology annotation, cellular component: peroxisome. The record is from RefSeq and is a predicted model, not a curated record.